UUUUCAGCAAAUCACAGAUCAGAAAGGUCCAAAAGUGAAUCAGAUUCCUGUCGAUCUUCUAGUUCAAAAGUAUCUGUAAGAAGAAGGCAUUGGUCAGAUAAAGAAAAAAUGUACAGGAAAGAUUUAAGUGAAAUUGAAUGGAGAAGACAGCAAGAUCAACUUUGUCAAAAACAAAACAAAACCGUGAACAGAAGAUUACAAGCUCUGCAGAGCUCUUUUAUAAAAGAAGGUGGCAAACGCUUGUACAGGAGUGAUUCAGAAAGCAGUUGUCAUUCUAAUUCAAGUCAAAUAUCAGGCCUGGGAGGUGGAAAGCACAAGCUGAAGUAUGCAAAACUUGAUGGGCAGUCUCAUAUGCAGCGAAAGAGGGAAGCUAGUUCCCUGUCAUCAGAUUCAGACAGCUUUUAUUGGCACACACACAGACGUAUCACUAGUGCCAGGACGAUUGAUUACCCUGUGGUACAGAAGAUUGUGCUUCUUGAGACACCAAUCCUUGCAGACAUCCCAAUAGAUAACUUUGAGGACCUACUGGAGGACAUGGACCGGCUGUAUUCACGGAGGAGUACAUGGCAGCUCCACCUGCUGUCCAGCCAACUGAGCACUAUCAGGAAUACACAGCAGGAGAAGGAGUCUUUAUUGCAAUGUCAAGAGUACCGAGAUAUCGUACGGGUGAUUGAAGACGUCGGUAUAACUUCAGUAGAUCAGUACGCUGAAUUGCUUAAAUGCCGGAGAAGAACAGCUGAACUGCCCAAUAAAUACCCGGGAAUACCACUAGUGAUUUAUAUUCUGAACUCCCUGAAGGGUGAUGGUGAACCUUGCAGAACUGGAGGAAUUGUGAAGACCAACCUAGAGGCGUUUGUAGAGCGUUUCCUCACAUCCAUGUAAGAGCUCUUGCAUUUCUCGGGGCAGACUACUGUGAGAGAAUACAGUGUCAGACUACAGUGUGAGAUUAUAAUGUCAGACUACAGUGAGAGAUUACAAUGUCAGACUACAGUGUGAGAUUAUAAUGCCAGACUAAAGUGUCGUACUACAAUGUCAGACUACAGU
Messenger RNA from Mya arenaria, 1044 nucleotides. RefSeq lists its product as uncharacterized. The coding region runs from base 109 to 882 and encodes 257 amino acids. The transcript is spliced from 4 exons. NCBI's taxonomy places the organism in Eukaryota, Metazoa, Mollusca, Bivalvia, Myida, Myidae. The record is from RefSeq and is a predicted model, not a curated record.